GUAUCAAAAUGGUACCACUCAAUUUAAUUAAUUUUGCUGAAGAGAAUUGAUUUCGUGUUGCGUUAGUCAAAUACAAAACGUCUUUUAUUUUCGAACUUAUCUGACAUAACUGAGCUAGCUUACGUUAAAUAUCAUAGUGGCCGCUAGUGAAUAAUUACUAUACGGCAUUUCAAUUUGUCCACUAAAGUUUCAUUUAAGUAAUGGCUGGCAAAUGUUUCAUGUUUGCUUUUGUGGAAAAAAUGCUGCGCAGACAUGAAUUUAGUUUGCUUUAAUUUUUAAUGAUUUUAUCCUGACAUAAAUUUAUUGUUUCCUAAACAUUUCCAGAUCUCAAAUUGGUUUUCCAUUUAUCGACUAUAUUUAGCCGUAUGAACUCUAUUGCUCGUGGAAAAAAUAUGGGCUGACGGUUUUGUUGAAAUGGCCUUGGGAUAUUUUUGUUCGGAUUCGGAAGACAUUGUAACGAAAAUGAAAACGAAUUUCCAGCCUUCAGUUUGUUCUUUCUUCUGCCGCGGGUAAUCGUAACAGUUCCUUCUACUUGCUCAAAAUUGGACUGGAAAUUAUGGCUCAAUGAAUAAUCAUUGCGGUAGAAAUGUUACACGCAAAGUGGUGGUAGAGAUCUUGCGUACCCAGCUAAUCUGCACGUAAACAAGUUUUGUCUGGCGGCGGAUUUGAAAUUAGAAAACAUACGAAACAGCAACUCAUGAAUGUGACACUUGAAACAACUCAAGAAACAACUUCAGUAAAUCCAGAAAGCACAGUUGAAUCGAUACAGACACAGUUAGUCAUGGAAUCAAGAGGAAACAUGAGCUCUUUCGUGCCUUCAAACCCAGUCCCAAUUGACUUCUACGGGACAGGUCAAAUGCCGACAAUGCAGGCUUUCAACAGUGACCCAACCGCCAUUUAUAUUUCAACAUCACCCGCGACAAUGUAUCACCAUUGGCACUACUGGAACUCAUAUCAGCCAUACUACUAUCCAUACUCAGGAGACGCAUCUGUCGAGAUGGUCCCAACCACCCUCCUUUCCCCUCCCAUGGGACCCACCUACAUUCAGCAGUCUCCUAUUGGUGCUAACCACUCACAGAUCCCAACAAACAACAAUCACCUGGUUCCCUCAAAUAUGCCUUCUGCUGUCACAUAUCUACCAAUAAACAACAACUUGCCUCCUCAACCGACGGGGCAAGUGCAGUACGUUACAGAGACAACCCUUCAGGUGCCUGGAUGCUCCAGCCAGGAAAUCAAGGUCGAGAAAUCUUGCUGCUGUAACGGUCAAUCAGUGCAAAACACUUCUAAUCAUUGUCACAAUUCACAUGCCUUCGCUGAGAAAUCUCAGGUUUCUUCAUGUAGCUACGAAGUAGCGGCAAGUUCGCAAAGAAGUCCUGGUUUCAGAAACGCCAGAAACUUUUCGUUUAGUCCAAACCAUCACCCUUGUCAUUCGAAUGGACCCCCUCGUACACUGUACAAUGCGAGAGGGUACCAUUCGUCAGUUAGUUGCUGCAAUACACCUCAUGGGUCGUCAAUGGACGAGUUCACGACAUCAGGGGCCGAGAGUUGCCAGGAGUGUCGUUGUAGUCACAGAAGCAAUAGUAGGAAAAACAGAAGACGCGCUGCUCGUCGAAAAUCAGGAGACGGCAUGAACACUAUGAGUUCCUCUGAGUCAUUGAACCAAGGUGCUUCUAGAGAAACCUCAAAAUCGGACCAAAAGCAGCGUGCUAAAAACACACCCGGCUUAAUACCUCUGGCAAUACACCGGGGACUUGAGCUGGACCUAGAUUCAGAAGAUUUCCCGGAACUUCCAUCUUCGUCGAACGGGACCAAAACUAGUUUAAAAGACACUUCAACCAAUCUAAACAUUGCUGCACCGGAUGAUGCAAAUGAAAGAUUUUAUGAUAAUUUGGCUGUGAAUAAUAGGAAAGUAUCUAGAAGAAAAGGAACUCCAACGCUAGCCAGAAGAGCUUUAGAGCUUGCGCCAAAAAUUACACCGAGCAAUGGAAGUACAAAAGAACGCGAGAGUGCGUCAAAUAUAAAUAGUCCCGUGGGAGCGGCUGCGCCUGGGUGGACGAAAUCAGGGGCUGCUGUACUGCAGACGCCGUACAAUCGUGCAGUCAACGUAGCUGCUCAAACUGAUUUUGGAUCCAGACUUGCGUUCCUUACGCUGAUUCAGUUUUCUCCUAUGUUUAAACGAGACCUAACACCUAGUAGCAAUACUCAGAAAGAUGGGAUCACUUCGCAAGAAUCGGCAGCAUCAGCGAACAACUUUUUAAUAGUUUCCUCCGCAGAUAAUGACUCAGGGUACAGUUCGCCUAAAAACAGGCAGGGAGUUCAAUCGGGUGCAACCGAGAAAGGGAAUGAGUGCCAACAUGACAUCUUACUCAAGAGCAAUCAGCGGUCAAUCGCUGUGGCUGUUGCUCCACCCAUUCCGGCCUCGCAGCAGACAAAUCCGCAACUUCACGGCGCAGUUUUACUCAAAAGUGCGCAGUCGAGUAACGCAACUAAUGCACCCGUACAACAAAGUAGAAAAAAGAAGAAAGGAGCUGCAAAUCGGAAGAAAAGAGGCACACUUACCAACGACAAUGCAAACAUGAACAACCAGCCUACGGACAUUUGUACCACUUCGGGCAAAGAGGACGACGACUUGGAUCUCUUUUCCCAGAUGGACGACAACUUUCCAGCGCUGGUAAGCAAUACGAAACCUUUGGUCAAUCCUGCCAACGUAACGCUAGCUGCGGCACUCCAGGUCACAACUACGAUUAAACAGCAGUCGGCUACCAGUUGGAAACAAACACAGUCAUCCGAAAAGCACCAGGCUCAGCUCCUAACACACGAAGACACCUCCACAAUUGAUCCGAGCUUAAGAGAUGGAUCAAAUACUAACGACGAGGGUGUGCAAAGGACGCCUAUAGCUGUUUCAACUACUGUUACACAAACUGUAAAAGCCAAAGGGUUGAACUCUUCGAAACCUAUGGUGGACCUACCUCUGACAGCCUUCCUGAAGUCAGUCAAUGAGAAAGUGCCAGCCUCCAGUGGGACAAAGGGCGACGCAAAAGCUAAUAAAGCAGAAAAGGGUUCAAAGAAAUCUGACAAAGUGCAUGCUGUGAGUGACAGCGAGUUAGUUACCAAACAAUCUCUGAAAGUGUCUGCAGCUUCUCCUACCAAGCAAAAUCAAGCUUCCGAAAUUUUGAGACCUGCGAAAAAAGGGAAGCAGCGAGAGGUGCCAAAAUCAAAGAGACCAACUCCAUUGAAAAAAGUCAUUCUGCAAGACAGGAAGGAUCGCAAAAGUCUGAGAGAGAAUGGGCUGAGCGACGGCCAGGAGCCAAAUAACCAACUAAACUCCGAUUCUGCUCCAACAAUGCAGCAAACUCUGGACAAUAACCUUGGAGAAAUCUAUCAUUCCUUAUCCGACGUUUCGGACUCGUGUUGUGGUACUUCAUUACUAAAUACUUCGAACUAUGAACAAAUUGCGACCACUGACAAUGACGAUGAUAAGGGAGCCGAAAGAUCCAACUUCGCUGAUGAGUCGUUUUGUGACGACACCGGCAUCCUUUUGCCCAGUGCCGACGACAGGUUCAGUCAUAGCGGGUUCUCGUCAGAAAGCCGAGCUAGUAGUAUUCUACCGGCGUCAACAGUUCCAUCACGAUCAGACUCGGCAAUUACCCUGUUUUCUCUGCCCGAAUUACCUUCUGCCCUUAAUACGAGUGACUCGGAUUGCCCUGCUCGUUCCGAAACUACAAACUUGACUAGGGUGAAAAUUGAAAUAUUGCCGAAAAUUCACAGCAGGAAAUUCAGGGAAUACUGCAAUCAUGUUGUUUCGAAGCCAAUCAAUGAUGCUGCGAUUGACCUUCUUCAGAAAUUAUUUGAAUUUCAGUGCAAGUCAUUCGUCAAACUGGACCCCGCAAAGGUGAAACUUAAAAGACGCUUGGUGAUGGGCUUGCGUGAAGUGAAAAAACACCUGGGAUUGGAGAAGCUAAAACUGGUCAUAUUUUCACCCAAUAUGGAGAAAGUGGCAGCCAAGGGAGGUCUGGAUGACGUAAUGGAUGAGCUCAUAGCAUUGGCUCGCGAGAAGGACAUACCGUUUGUGUUUGCUUUGAGUAGAAGGCAGCUGGGAAUUACUAUGAAGAAACAUGUUCCUGUUUCGGUCGUGGGAGUGUUCAAUUAUCAGGGCGCCGAGGAAAGCUUCAAUCGUUUGAUGGAACUAACCGAAUCGGCACGUGAAAAAUAUAAAGAUCUUGUCAUUCAACAUCAAAGAGAACAAAGUGAUGGUCUAAAUGCUGAACAAAGUCUUUCAUUUCACGAGGAAGAAACGAUACCGUCAACAUCUUUGCCAAUAGCUGAUACAGCUCCUGUGAUUACUAACUCAUUUCAUCAGCAGUCCAGUAGUUUCCCAUUUCAAGUGCUGCCUUCUUUUUCUGAAGACCGAAAUGAUAGAAAAAACGCAAUAGUGUCACAUCAAACUUGUAGUAACUCUUGUCGCUCAAACCACGAUACAGAUGCAGAUAAAUUUUGCUCUGAAAAUCGACAAGUUAGUUGUGAAGAAAAAAGAUCAAAUCGCCGAAGUUUGGACAUUCGUGGAGGUAAAACAGAGUCGUGUGAACAAGUGGACAGUUCUCAGUUACUGCUCGAAAGAAAUGAUACAGCCUUAGUCGCUCACCAGGAAAUUAAGCUCAAUAUUAGCAUAUCAGAUUCGCUACAUCAAGCUGGAAGUAAAUGAUUUCAUAGCUCUGAUGUUUUUGCUAAAAAAACAUUGUAAAAACAAUGUGUCUUCGCCUUUUUGACCACCCUCCACCUCCAGGGGCUGAUGUUAUAAUGAAAUAAUUUUGCGAAAGGAUAUUUUAGGGCUAAUUCUGAUUAUUUUUGAAACUAAAUUGGGCAAAUAGUUUGUGGGUAAGUACGUUGGGUAGCUAAGUAGGGUGUACUUUAAUAGUAAAGAAAAGGAAGCCUUCUGGUGGAAAAGGUCAAAUUCGUGCGUGAUGGGAAGCAGAAGUCGCGUCGGCUCCUGGUUUUAGAAUUAGACGCAGAAUUUGUUGUUAGAGAUUUGAUUUCAAAUUUAUUUGGUCAUAAACUUAUCCAUUUUUUUGUUCUACAGCCUAAAGCUAUUUCAGGUAAAACGGAAAUUCUUAACAUGCGCUUUAAACAUUUGACGGAGGUCUGUUUGUUUUUCACUCUCAUAAAUUUUCUACAUGCUUAACUAUUCUUGGCUUUUUGAAAUGAUUGGAAUAGAAAACCUCCGUUAUCUGCCAUUUUGGAGUCUGCUAAAACUAACGCCUCAUGUUUCUAGCUUCUAUGUGCCGCAUCUGUGCUCAAAUUAUUCAUCUGGGGUCAUUUAAUUUUGUGAAAUCGGAGUGUUUUUAAAGGUAGAUUCUAAAAGUGCAAUUUCUUUAUGAUGUCUUGGCUACCUCCCAAUAAAAAGUUAGAUAAAUUGGAUAAAACGUUAUGAGAGCGAGCUGCUUGUAUUCCUUCAUAUUAGAUGGUAACCUAUUUAAAUUAUUUCUUUUUGACUCCAGAUCUUGGAGAGAUGACUCGAUGGCUUUGAUAGCUCUUGAAGUUAUAUCGAAUUUAUUAAUCAGAUACUUGCUAAUUCGGCUGAAAAUGUCAUAAUUUAAAUUAAAAUGGAA
Symsagittifera roscoffensis is the source of this 5606-nucleotide messenger RNA. RefSeq lists its product as uncharacterized. NCBI's taxonomy places the organism in Eukaryota, Metazoa, Xenacoelomorpha, Acoela, Convolutidae. Gene Ontology annotation, cellular component: ribonucleoprotein complex. The record is from RefSeq and is a predicted model, not a curated record. Gene Ontology annotation, molecular function: ribonucleoprotein complex binding; mRNA 3'-UTR binding; selenocysteine insertion sequence binding. The transcript has 14 exons. The coding region runs from base 698 to 4702 and encodes 1334 amino acids. Gene Ontology annotation, biological process: selenocysteine incorporation.